AUGGUGCGCACAGUCAUCGCCAGUUGUGACCACGAUUUGGAUCACUUGUCCAUCAUUUGGUCCACUCAAACACUAAUAGAGCUCCGCAUCAGUGAAGGCCAGUGUCGGCAGUUGUGUCGGAAGUACCCAAACCUCCGAGUCUUGCAGUUGCAGUCAUAUCCAUCGAUUUUGCCACAACUCGAGGCAUUGGUUUUGUUGAACCCUUUCCACAAUCAGCCGGAUCUGCCUAAAUAUGACUCAACAGUAUUCCGGUCUAUGAAUCCCGAUAUCCGUGUCAUACAUACCGAUUACUAUCUCCUGUACGGCGAUGUCCUGCAAGAGUUGGCUCACAAACCACUGAAUCGGUUGGAAGAGUUGAGAGUCUCUAACAUGCGGUUUGAGCACAACUUUACGGCUAUAAUCGGACAGCACUUCCAAUCCCUGCGAAGACUAUACCUAUGGAUGGAUUGCUAUGAAGACGAAGACGAGACUUAUGAAGACAUCAAUGAAUUCUUCAGAGACUUGUGUCGACUGAAGAACUUAGAGGAACUCAGUGUGGAUCUCGAAUCAGUUCAUAGUCUGGACUCCAAUGAGAUCCAACUCCUGAAUGGUUGUCCACAAUUGCGAUCACUGACUCUGAUGGCCGACUUCACUACCGGUGUCAUCGAUGCCAUCGAAAAGUACUGCGCAACUCAUCCCAUUCUUCGACGACUACGGGUUUGGCCUCAAAAUUAUGAGGAAAUGACUGUCGAGUCUGUGAAGACAUUCGUUAGGAUCGCUAACCAAAGGCCCGACCUAUCGGUUCGUUGUAUAUUUAGUGAGGAACUGGAGGUGGAUAUUGAAUUGUUAACAUUCAAUAACUUAGAUGACUAUUAUAUCCGUCGGAAAGCCAUUAGACUAUUGUCGGACCUGUUGUACGAUAGGAGUCAUCAGAUUGUUAUGAAACGAUACGUGGAUUCUGUGGACAACUUGAAGAUAAUUAAGACACUGAUGGACAGCGACUGUCUGUACGUGUCUUUCGACGCGUUUCUCGUGUUUCACGUGUUUGUAGUUCACCCUAAUAAGAGUGAAUCGGUGGACAAAUAUAUGGACCAAAAUAAAGUGGAUUUCAUUAAAUUCAUUGAAAACUUUCAAAAGGAUCGCAAAGAUAUGAAACUCUAUGUCCAGGAAAAGGCAAAUAUGAUUAGAAUAAGAGAUCGCAAAGAUAUGAAACUCUAUGUCCAGGAAAAGGCAAAUAUGAUUAGACUGUUAAAUGGCGAGCAAUUGACUAAAGAGCCUAUCAUUAGCACGCAACAGCUACAGUUACCGACGUCAUACUUGCAACAAGACAUUGAACACAUAAACAGUAGAGUUAAGGGACAGAUUCCAAUCCCCAAUCACAUAGUAAUCAGUGACACGACUGGUUAUGCGCGGGGAACUCCUAUUAUCUUAAGAUAUGGGGAGAUAUCAUAA
Molecule: messenger RNA, 1431 nt
Organism: Oppiella nova
Lineage: Eukaryota; Metazoa; Arthropoda; Arachnida; Sarcoptiformes; Oppiidae
Source: the annotation of a GenBank genome assembly